AUGUCUCACAGGCUGACCAAAGAGGAGUUGGAUGAACAGUUUGAACUGUUCAUGAAGGAGUCUGUUUCAGAUGACUCUGUGGAUUUGGGAGGCUCUGACAAACAGUCAGGUGUCAAAAGUAGUCCGAAAUUAUCCCGGAAAACAACAGUGUCAUGGUGGCAAGAUGACGAACACAGUGAUGGAGCAACAGGAAGAGCGUCAGCACCAGCUGUGACCAACAUGGGGAUGGAUACUCUGGAGGAAGAAGAGGAGAAAGCCAGGUUCUUUGCCCAACUAGAAGCCGGAGCUUUAUCAACUAUAGAUUACUCCCAACUGAACAGAGAGCUAGACUCAUCUACUUCUACCAUGGCUAGUAACCUCAGGAAAGCUGAGGAAUCAGUGGAGCAGAGUCAAGAUGAUCAAAGGAGAGGCAGACUCACAGAGACUGUUAGAGACUCUCCAGGCUCUCCACACUACAGUGAGGAUUUUGAAGAAGAGGAGAAUGAAAAAGAGAAGUCUAAAAUGUCUCCAAUUCUUGCUAAAGUUUCUCUGUAUGAUUCCCUGGAUGACACCGGUGGAGAAGACAUGAGGAAAGACACAGCAGUAUCAGUGGAAAGAGGUCAGUCUUACGUACAGAGUGGAGGCUCAGAGAUGGAAGCUCUUCAUGACGCCUACAGACAGAUCCAUGUUGUGGAGGAUUCAGACGAUCAUCAUUCAUUGGAGGGAAGGGGAAGGCUCAAUAGACCUAUAUCUCCAUCCUCUCCUCCUCACUAUGCCAGACAGUCCCUACAGCCUGCUUCUACCAAUGAGUCAGAGCUGCCCACUGCAGAAGAGCUGAUGAGGCCCAUCCGACCAGAGACGGACCAUACCAGAGGUUUCUCCCUGCAGCCUGUCAGGUCAGACUCACUAAAUAGGCAACCAGGGCGUGCUGACUCUGUAGGGUCAAAGGCAGCCAGGGGAUUGACGAGCCACCCAUCUAUCUCCCCGGAUCAUCUCAACCGGGACUUGACAUGGAGCAUCAGGGAGGAAGUGGAGAGACUGAUGAGCGAUCAGACCACUUUUGCUCCUCACUCAUCCUCUCAGACUGGCAAAGCUAAGAAACAACCAGCUUCCCGUGGCUCCACCAUUUCUCAUACUACUACAUCUUCAUGGAGGAAACCAUCUGUGUCUGCUGUGAGAGGCAGGAGAGUGGAGGGUAGAGCAGCUGUGACCUCCAGAUCGACCGGGCUGAACAGAGCUGCUGCUACAGCCAAGUCCCAGUCUACUGUUUCUCAUUCUCAACAACAGCCACGAGAAAAAGCCAAACCCACAAUGAGCCAGGAAAAAGAUGACAGCAACUACACAGAGACGGGUCAGAGGGUGAGCAGUGAGCUGGUGGCAUCUGUCCAGUCUUUAGUGACAGUCCUUCAACAGCAGAUAGACAUUAGCGGCCGCCAGGAUGCUGCAGAAUCACAGGAAGUCAGAAGUUCUCAAGAAACCAGACUGACACAACAUCUCCUGAGGAAGAGCAAGGAAGAGGACAGCUCUGUGGUGGAGGAGCUCAGAGUCCAGCUGGCCCAGAAAGAGAGAGAACUGGAGAGGAUGAAGCAAGAAGCAGAAGAGCUCCACUCACUCAGACAGCACAAUUACCUGCUGCAGAGCAAGCUGCACAGUGCAGAAGAAGCCAAUCAGAAGAGGAGACUGACAGAAGCCAGUGACUCUGCUACAGAGAAAAAACUCCAACAGAUUGAUAAAGAAAUAAAAGAGCAGGAGACGCUCAUCAAAGGUUACCAACAGGAGAAUGAGAAGCUAUACUUGCAGAUGAAGGCUCAGCAGGUCAGGAGUAAAGUCAAUGAGGAGGCCAUGUUUAAUGAAAACCAGAGGCUGCUGAACGAGCUGGCUUUCACAAGAGAGCAGCUGAAUAAAAGUUCAAGGCCUGUGGGAAACGUGUGCUCAAUGGAUCACACUCAGCGCAUCACUGACUUGUUGGCUCAAAUAAAUACAUUUCAGAGGAAUGAGGCGAAGCUGUCUGAGGACAUGCACAGGCUGAAGCAGGAGAAGCAGGCUCUGGAGGUGGACAUGCAGCUGAUGAAGAAAGAGAGAGACCUCGCUAAAGCACAGGCCAUCAAUAGCUCAGGUGAUAAGACGUUUGAGCUGCGCGUUCUGGAGGAAAAGCACAGAGAGGAGGUGUCGGCCCUGAAGAAGAAGCUGCAGUGGUUUGCAGAGAACCAGGAGCUUCUGGACAGAGAUGCAGGCAGACUGAAGGCAGCUACAGCUGAGAUACACCAGCUGAGAGAACAGGUGGAAAAGCUGAAAACAGAAGUUGGCAGAAGAAGCAGUGAGCAGCAGAGAAAAGCCAAAGACAAAUCUAUGGAGAGUAAAAGGAUGCAGGACCUGGAGCGACAGGUGAAGGAGCUGGAACAGAUACUAAGACGCAGAAACCCAAACUCGCUGCCCGCUCUGAUCUACGCAGCAGCCACGGCCGGGAGCCAGGAAGACGCCGACGCUGCGAGGACACCUGACCGCAUCAACGCACUGCUGGAGCGCAGGAUCCAACGCCUGGAGGCGGAGCUGGAGAGCCAUGAUGAGGAGGCCAAACGCUGCCUGAGAGCCAUGGAGCAACAGUUCCACAGGAUCAAACUGCGCUAUGAGCAGCAGAUCUCAGAUCUGGAGCAGAGGGCGGAGCAGCGGGCGGAGCAACGGGCGGAGCAGCAGGUGGAACAGAGGGAGCAGCUCACAGCAGCAGUUUCAACAUGUGGUACUGAGCCGUGGGCGUCACAGGUGAGAGGACUGGAGGAGGAGCUGCAGCGUGUGAAGGAAGGCCAGCAGCAGAAAGAGAAAUCCCUGCAGGACCAGAUCGAGUGUCUGCAGGAGCAGCUCAAACACAAGGCUCAGCCCAGCCCUGGCCGACACCAGCGCCAAGCAGAGGCAGCGACUGGUGCGCGGUUAGAGCGGCUCAACCAGGAGCUUACCGCCAAGACACAAACCAUCCAGGAGCUGAACCGCACAGUACAGAGACUGCAGAGAGAGAGGAGGAACAUGCUGUCUGUCCCCAACACACGACACCAAGCUCGUCCUACAGAGACCAAACAACAACCACCAGCCCAGACCAAGACCCUCUGCCCCUCUGCUGCAGGAGAUGAAACCUUUCCUGCUGCUCACUAUGAGAAGACCUACCAGCCCACUGUGUUCACAGGGUGUCAUAUCUCAGAGGUCCUACAGGAGAACGAGGCUCUAAUGGAGCGCCUGGAGCUGUUGGAGCUGCACGGUGAGCAGGAGAAGAAGGCGUUGAAGUCGGAAGUUAAACAAGCUGAAGAGGAAGUGAGCAGGCUGAAGCAGCAGUUAUCAGAGCAGCUGUCCUCUCUGAAGGCAGAGCACCUCGGGGUGUUGGAGCGUCUGCAAGCCACACAAGCACUGGAGCACUCGUCCUCAAAGGUGGCUCAGCUCACUAACGAGCUCAACACUCAGGAGAUUAUGGUGAAGCAUCUGCAGGAGCAGCUGAAGGAGCUGCAGGGUGUCAGAGAGGCUCUGACUGUGUCCAGGACGAGAGAGGACGCUCUGCAGAAACAGCUGAGCAGGCUGCUGAAGGAUCUGAAGGAAGCUAAAGAAGCUCAGAGCCCAGAGGUGAGACUGGUGUGCAGCCUGGAGAGGAAGAUCCUCAACAUGGAGCUCAGACACCAGCACAGAGAGAAAGAGCUGCAGCAGGUGAUUGGAGGCUCAUGGACGAUGCCGGAGGCUGAGCAGCAGUCAGAGGUGGAGCGCUGGAAGCGUCUGGCUCAGGACAAAAGCAGAGAGCUGGAAGCUUUCCGCCUGGAGCUGGACUCUAUCCUGGACAUCCUGAAACAUCUCCAAAGGCAGGGAGUGGUCCUCACACCACCAACAUAACCCCCCCAUCCAAAAGACUUCAUGCACACAUCACAAGCUUGUGGUGUAAAGCUAAAUAAUGACUAGAGGAGCAAUAAUCAAUAUCUGAGCAAUAUAAGGGCUUCUCAUAGACAGCCAGAAUGAGAUCAGCAGCUGCUGUAACAUCAGCAGUAUUUAGUGUUUACAUGCAAGAAGCUCCAAUAUGUCUGAAUGUUUUUCUUAAGAUUCAAACACAGAAACACUGUUCAUGUCUUUAUACACAUACCCUAACUGUUGUUAUUUAAAUUAUUGUAAUUUAUUGAAGCUAUAGUAAAAAUAAAUGUUUUUCCAAGUCUUAACUGAUGAAUUGUGACAUUUACCACAA
Scomber japonicus (chub mackerel) is the source of this 4186-nucleotide messenger RNA. It is a transcript of the gene cep162, whose product is annotated as centrosomal protein 162. The transcript is spliced from 27 exons. Gene Ontology annotation, biological process: cilium assembly. NCBI's taxonomy places the organism in Eukaryota, Metazoa, Chordata, Actinopteri, Scombriformes, Scombridae. The coding region runs from base 1 to 3843 and encodes 1280 amino acids. The record is from RefSeq and is a predicted model, not a curated record. Gene Ontology annotation, cellular component: centriole; centrosome; axonemal microtubule.